CCGCGAGGAACCAAGACUUUAUGCCGGAGCCACAAAAUGCUCUAGCUACCGAAUUUCCUCCACUAUUUUUUUCCCCCGAAAUAGUCGUGAACGGAUUGAAACCUCGAUACAGUUCUUUCAUCACUGCUUUAAAUGACUAAAACAUCAUUUAAAUCUAUGUGUCCAUAUAAACUCGUCUUGGUGGUGCACGUUAAGCUUCUCGGCCUAGUUAGCUUAGCUUAGCUCGCUAGCCGCUAACAAAGAGACGCGUUUGUCAGCAACGCAUCGCAAAUGAGAGAACGCCUGUGAAAGUGUUGUGAUUACCGUACGAAAAUGCAUGCAAGAAUGACAGUAAAGGACGAUGAGGAACUUUCUGGAACGAAAGAGGAGGACGAGCCACAACGUCAACUUCUGGACGCUGUUCGCAUACAGGCUCGUGUUGUGUUUCCCAGAGCAGGUUUUUGGGGCAUGGAGGUGAAGGCGACGCCACAGAGGUAAGCGAGCUGGAGUGCAGGUCAAGCUCCGUAAGAGAGGAUUCCGAAUGCCGAUCCCGUCGAUUCACAUCACAAAUCUACGCUCCCUACACAAAGAAAUGGACGAGCUCCAUCUUCUCACAAAGACCAGUAAAGACUUUGGGCGUUCCGCCGCCCUGUGCUUCACGGAGCCAUGGCUUUGUGAACGCAUCCCAGAUGGCGGCGUAAUGCUUCUGGGGUUCCAACUACGCCGGGCAUACUCCCUCACAGAGUUAUCGGGGAAAACAAAAGGCGGUGCGAUAUGCUUCUAUAUCAACGAUGACGUCACAGGGCUAACACAUACUGUAGCCUGAACUUGGAGUCGCAGUUUUUGAACUGGAAGCGAUUCUACUCGCCGUAGGCGAGUUUGCUUCAUUCAUAUUCGUCUCCUCAAGCUAAAAGGAAUGUCACACUGCUAACUCUCGCUGAACAAGUAAACAAACUUGAUGAAAAGCACCCAGAUUCACCCCUCAUUAUUCUUAGGGACUUUAACAAAGCUAAAUUCAACCACGAACUCACAAAAUACAAGCAGCACGUUGACUGUCCUACCAGGGAAAACAACAAUCUAGACCACUGCUAUAACACACUAAAUGACGACGCAUACAGUGCUAUCUCCCGUGCAGCUCUGAGCUCGUCUGAUUACUGCUUAAUUCACUUAAUUCCAACAUACAGAAAAAACUUGAAUGUGUCUGUGGUGAAAACAGUGAGGAAGUGGACUUAUGAAGCAAAAUUUGAACUUCAAGACUGUUUAGACUGCACAGAUUGGAGUGUCUUUGAAACUGGCAGUCUAGAUGAAUAUAUGGACUGUGUCACAUCUUAUAUCAGUUUCUGUGAAGAUGUGUGUGUACCAACAAACAUUUCCCACGUUCAAUAACAACAAGCCUAAUUCAUGUGCGUUUGAGACGACAAACGAGAUCCCUACAUAAUACACAUAGUCACAACAUGAGAAAAGAUUUACCAAACCAUGUGUUUGUCUUCUUGUCUUGCAGACAUCAUCGAAGAUCUUCGUACUAAGCGGCAAGAGCCAGAGCCCCCUCACAUUAAAGAGGAAGUGGAGGACGAAGUGGUCCACAUAAAAAAGGAAGAGGAGCCCAUUUUGAUGAAAAAAGAGGAGGCAGAAGCACACCCCCACAUCAAACAGGAAGAGGAGGAGGAGGAUAUCGGCAAGUUUCCAUCAACUGGUGUUCCUUUAAAGAGUGAAGAUGAAGGUCAAGGUGAGGAGAGCAGAGGGGCGGAGCCUCCAGGCAGCAGCUCAAGUCAACACAUGACAACAGAAGGUGAUGGAGACCACUGUGGAGGAUCACAACUAGACGGCCUCUUAGCGCCACUAUCAGAUAGUGACGACAUGAUGUCGCACUCUACUCACACUGAUGAUGGACAGUCUGAAGUUGAUAUGACAUUUCAAACUGACAACAAUCGAUGGAAAUGUUCUCAGUGUGGGAAAACAUUUGCUAAUAAGAGUAGUUUGAAACAACACAGGAGAACACACACUGGUGAGAAACCUUUUUCCUGCUCACUUUGUGGUCAAAGAUUCUCUGUGAAGGGAAGCUUAAAAACACACACAAGAUUGCACACUGGUGAGAAACCUUUUUCCUGCUCAAUUUGUGGUCAAAGGUUCUCUGUGAAGGGAAGCUUAAAAAUACACACAAGAUUCCACACCGGUGAGAAACCUUUUUCCUGCUCAGAUUGUGGUCAAAGAUUCUCUAAAAAGGCAAAUUUAGAAAUACACACCAGAACACACACUGGAGAGAAACCUUUUUCCUGCUCAGUUUGUGGUAAAAGAUUCACAGCGAAGUCAGAUUUAAAUAAACACGCAAGAACCCACACUGGUGAGAAACCUUAUUCCUGCUCAGUUUGUGGUCAAAAAUUCUCUGAAAAGAGAAGUUUAAAAAUACACGCAAGAGGCCACAGUGGUGAGAAACCUUUUUCCUGCUCAGUUUGUGGCCAAAGAUGCUCUUAUAAGUAUCAGGCUAAUACACACAAGUGUGCUGGUGAGAAUAGCAGUGAUCAAGAAGCUUUUAGUGAAAAUGUACGUUUAAUCUAAAAAGUAAUUGCUACUGACUUGCAAAAAUCUAAAUUCUUGUAUUAUGGGUACCAACUGUUCGACACUAUUGUUGUCCAAAUAGGUUCUAAAACCCCCGCGAGUGUUUAGAAUUAACACUAGUGCCAAAAUAAUUUCAAGGGACUAGUUAAAAGUGAGAACAUGGGCACUUAUUCCAUAGUGCUGGACUCAAAAAUGUCUACAGAAACAAAGCCCUCCAAAAUACACUGUCGUCAUUUUAGAAUCAUUUACUGAUAAAAUAUUUGAUUUUCAGGCAGAUUUUUGCCCACCCACAUUUUGGACAUGUCACAGCAGGAGCCAAUUACAUUUCCUCAUUGAACCUCUGUUUUCCAUGGUGUAAUUUUUGCACAUUGAAAGUCUGGGUGUAUUUUUUUUUUAAAUAAUAAUGAGUAAAAAUAGUGAUUGUGAAAUUCAAAUGACUCCUUGAGAAAAGAUAACGAUGUCAUCCUACAUAAAGUAAAUCUUGCAGAUUUAUUUCCUCAUACGUUGGCUCAAUUUUGAAUUGAUGGCACCACAAAUGUAUAGUAUACAGUGGGGCAAAAAAGUAUUUAAGUAGGAGAGAGGCCUGUAAUUUUCAUAAUAGGUAUACCUCCCCUAUGAGAGACAAAAUGAGAGUUAAAAAAUCUCCAGAAAAUCAGAUUGUCUUUUUAAAUAAUUUAUUAGCAAAUUAUGGUGGAAAAUAAAUAUUUGGUCAAUAACAAAAGCUCAUCUCAAUACCCUUUGUUGGCAAUGACAGAGGUCAAAAAUUUUCUGUAAGUUUUCAAACACUGUUGCUGGUAUUUUGGCCCAUUCCUCCAUGUAGAUCUCCCCUAGAGCAGUGAUGUUUUGGGGCUGUCGUUGGGCAACACAGACUUUGAACUCCCUCCAAAGAUUUUCUAUGGGGUUGAGAUCUGGAGACUGACUAGGACACUACAGGACUUGGAAAUGCUUCUUCCGAAGCCACUCCUUCAUUGCCCGGGCGGCGUGUUUGGGAUCAUUGUCAUGCAGAAAGACCAUCUUCCACCACCAUCAAAGACCAUUUCUUCUUCAAUGCCAUUGUUGGUGGAAAGAGGUUCAGAUUUCAUCUUCAAUGCCACUGCUGGUGGAAGGAAAACUCAACGACAAGUUGAGUUUUUACCAAAAAGUUCUAUUUUGGUUUCAUCUGACCAUAUGACAUUCUCCCAAUCCUCUUCUGGAUCAUCCAAAUUCUCUCUAGCAAAUGUCAGACGGGCCUUGACAUUUACUGGCUUAAGCAGUAGGAGAUUAUCAGUGGUCUUGUAUGUCUACCAUUUUCAAAUAAUUGCUCCCACAGUGGAUUUCUUCACACAAAGCUGCUUACCUAUUGCAGAUUCAGUCUUCCCGCCCUGGUUCAGGUCUACAAUUUUGUUUCUGGUGUCCUUUGACAGCACUUUGGUCUUGGUCAUAGUGGCGCUUGGAGUGUGACUGUUUCAGGUUGUGGACAGGUGUCUUUUAUACUGAUAACGAGUUCAAAUAGGUGCCAUGAAUACAGGUAACAAGUGGAGGACAGAGGAGCCUCUUAAAGAAGUUGUUACAGGUCUGUGAGAGCCAGAAAUCUUGCUUAGUUGGCAGUGAGCAAAUACUUAUUUUCCACCAUAAUUUGCCAAUAAAUUCUUUAAAAAGCUGAUUUUUUUUUCCUUUUUCCUCAUUUUGUCUCUCAUAGGUGAGGUAUACCUAUGAUGAAAAUUAUAAGCCUCUCAUCUUUUUAAGUGGGAGAACUUGCAGAAUUGGUGGCUGACUAAAUACUUUUUUGCCCCACUAUAUGUGUAAAUGUAUGUAUAGAUCACAAAGGCGUUUCUGUAGACGGCAUUGUGUGACAGAUGUGGCCGUCAUAACGUCAGAUGACCCAUGAUGGUCUCCUGUCCUGAAACUGCAGCUGAUCUGAUUUGAGCUUACCUGAUCCAUAAAAUCUAAAAUAUUGGGCUGAUUGUUGUAAUAUUUUCAGAGGUUGAAGCUGCCCUGAGUAGAGAUGUCCGUGUAAACUUUGGUGAUGAUUGUUGACAUUUUUUGGAUAUUAAGCCACUUUUAUUGGGUUCAUGCAUGAGGCCUGCAAGGAUGUGGCACUCGCCCGCCAUGUUUGUAUAAUUUUAAUGAUGACACCCUCAUAAAUUUGUGAUUUUCCAGCACAUUAAAUUAGUGUUUGAACAUAAUUUUGGGGUACAAGGUGUUCAUGUGAUGCAAUGAUAUAGGACAGCAACAAAAGAUAUCAUACCAACUUGAACAAAGUGGUGUUUGGAAACUCAAGCAAAUUGUAUUUUUAUUUGUUUUUAUUUCCUUAGAAGUUGACUAAUUACUGCCACUUGAUAGUAUGGUACAUUCCUUUUCCCACAUCAGGUAUGCCAGUGCUUUUCAAUUUUUGAUUUUGGCGAUGAAAAAGAGGCAUUCGAAAGGGAAUUAGUUUUUUACCAAUUGCUCCAAAAUGUAUUGUCAUUUGAAAUGACUACCAGUUUUAUUUUCUUACAAAGAAACAAUACAUAAAAUGAACUUGUUUGUGAAAUAUGGACCUUGAAGACCCAUGCUUUCUUUGAGCAAUGCAUGUUUUGUCAAAUGUUUCAGUUAUGUCAAUAUCAAAUAAGUGAAUGAUUGAUUGAAAUAAGACUGGAAAGAAACUUUGACUUUUGGUGGUAAACUGUAUUUGUAAUCGUUAAUAAAAUACACUCC
This is a messenger RNA of Phycodurus eques (leafy seadragon), 5211 nucleotides long. RefSeq names its product gastrula zinc finger protein XlCGF7.1-like. The transcript is spliced from 2 exons. The record is from RefSeq and is a predicted model, not a curated record. Gene Ontology annotation, biological process: regulation of transcription by RNA polymerase II. Gene Ontology annotation, molecular function: RNA polymerase II cis-regulatory region sequence-specific DNA binding; DNA-binding transcription factor activity. Lineage: Eukaryota; Metazoa; Chordata; Actinopteri; Syngnathiformes; Syngnathidae. Bases 1456 to 2535 code for a protein of 359 amino acids.